Suillus subalutaceus is the source of this 1737-nucleotide messenger RNA. RefSeq names its product iron permease FTR1/Fip1/EfeU. The transcript has 8 exons. Bases 62 to 1243 code for a protein of 393 amino acids. Gene Ontology annotation, molecular function: ferrous iron transmembrane transporter activity. Gene Ontology annotation, cellular component: plasma membrane; high-affinity iron permease complex. Lineage: Eukaryota; Fungi; Basidiomycota; Agaricomycetes; Boletales; Suillaceae. Gene Ontology annotation, biological process: iron ion transmembrane transport. The record is from RefSeq and is a predicted model, not a curated record.
GUUCGCUGCUUCACAUCAGAUAAAUCUAGUAUGCACCUGUACCAAGGACGAAAAAACGACAAUGACAGCCCAGAAUUUGUUCAGUGUUAGCAUAUUCUUCAUCGUCUUCAGAGAAUCACUUGAAGCCGUCAUCAUCGUAUCCGUACUCCUUGGCCUCGUCGAGCAGAUCGUCCAUGGCGACACAGACCAAUUCUCGGCACUUCAAAUUACGGAGCACCAUCGACCCGUCAACAACAACGGUGAAACAACUGUGCCAGGAGAAGGAGACUCAGAUGUCACCGUCAAGAGACGCUUGAUCCGUAAACUUAGAAUGCAGGUUUUUGCUGGUGCAGGCAUAGGCUUGUUCCUCUCAUUUGCCUUGGUCUGGUUCACUAAGGCGUCCGAUCUCUGGGUCAAGGCCGAAAAUCUUUGGGAAGGCAUCUUCGAACUUAUUGCAUCCCUGAUGAUUUUUGUCAUGGGCAUCACCAUGCUCAAAUUGGACAGGGCCAAAGCUAAAUGGCGCGUAAAGCUACAACGCGCGUUUAGUGAUCAACAUGUCGAUCGUGGCACAAGGACUGGGAAGUGGGUACUCUUCAUCCUUCCAAUGAUUACUGUCUUGCGUGAAGGAAUUGAAGCUGUCGUCUUCGUUGGCGGUGUCGCGCUCGGACAGCCAGCAGAAUCAAUUCCCAUCGCAGCAAUCGUGGGCCUUACUGUUGGACUUAUUUGUGGUUAUUUCAUUUACCAGUUCGCUAGCCGCUCGACUCUAACGAUUUUCCUUAUCGUUAUGACGAAUUUGAUCCUCCUCAUCGGCGCUGGCCUAUUUAGUAAAGCCGUUUGGUCUUUCCAAGAGAACGCCUUCAACAAUCUGCUUGGCGCUGACGUCGACGACGAAGGCGGUAACGGACCUGGUACAUACGACGUACGCGGGAAUGUGUGGCAUCUUGACUGCUGCAAUCCUGAGACCGAUUUGUCAUGGGGCAUAUUCAAUGCCAUAUUGGGAUGGGAAAAUACCGCAACUCAGGGUAGCGUGCUGAGUUACGUGUUCUAUUGGCUCCUGGUAGUCGUGGUGCUCGUGCGCAUGAAGUUCAAAGAGGGCCGUACCAAGCUUUUAUGGUUGGAGUCUGCGGCAGGCACGCGCAGGCGACUCGCAAGCGAAAAACAGGCAGAGCAAGCUGCCGAUGAAGCUGCCAAUGAAAAAGGCUCCCAUGACCAUAUUAUAAGCAUUGCCGAAAGUCCCGUCAUCAGUGAAGGUUUACCGACAUAAACCACCGUGACCGUGACCCACUGAGUGAUAAAGACGAAAUUCUCCAAGCGGGCGCUCCAUUGUUUUUUUGUCCGGUAGGGCGUAGCCCUACUAUGCUGGACAGUGUACAGUAUGUAGGUUUAUCUGGUGAUAUGUAUGCAGUUUGUGCAAAGUGUUACAAUAACAUCUCCGAAAGUGUUGAUGAAGCGGCGAGUACGUGCGAUGAAUUUGAAUAGUGGCUUGACACAUUUCUUGUCGUUUAGGAGGUGUUUUAGCUGCUGCGCACUGGUUCCUAGUUCCGCAUGGGUGACGUUUCGCAUAACGGGCUUCCAGGUCGGUACGGAAACGGUUGAUUAGGGUCCCUUAAUGAGUGGGUUUUAGGGUUCAGAUGUGCUAAAGGCCACCGGCUCAGUAGUACUGUUCCUAGACAGAACGAGAGGGUCGAUCCGGCGCGGUUGGGGUAGCGGUAGCCCCUGACGAGAACUAUCGCAGGUUCGAAACCGCUGCCAUCUCCG